UCAAAACUUGAAAAUAUCCUCACAAAAUAAUUUGGAGGGAUCGUCUACCUAUUUAUUUACUCCUCUAGUUUUGGGCACCAGUUUCUGUAAUCUGUGUGUUCUUAUCACCUUCACAUUCAUCACUUUUCACUUAAAAUUCUUUUGAGCAGGUCCUCUAAAUUUAUCGUCGGCCCUUCCAAAUCAAGCAAGGUUUUGUGGGUUUGGUUAGAAAUGGAGAAUCCGGUGGUUAGGAGGGUGAACCUCAUCAUGGGUCACUUUGCCAGCAACGAGAAUUCAUCACCCAACCAUGUCUUCCCCACGAACUGCUCUAGCAGUAUAAAUUCUGUGAUCCGAAGAUGUGAUAAUAGAAUGCUUUUCGCACGACAAGGGUUCAUAUCUCAAGCUUGUUUCAUGAGACCAGUUUCAGCGCCACAGGGUAGCUUGGUUAAGUGUGGUGCAUGUCUCAGUUGUCCUGGUUCUGUAAAUCAGAACUUUUCUUAUUUAUCUGAAGCACCAACAUUCUCUAGACCAGCUAGGAAGGAAAGUAACUUAACAAAUAUUGUAGAGCACAAACCCAUGAAGCAAGACUGCAAACUAUCUGCAACUGAGACUCCUCUAUUUGCCUGCCCAAGUGCAGGAUUGAGUGGACAAAAGCAGGUUUUCUUUAAGGAGAUAAGGCAGGCUACAAGACCCAAGGGUACUGAAUGGAUUCCGCAGAUGCAUGUUUCAGAGGCUGGGCAUAAUCAUGUUGUCACAAUAGAACUUCCUGGCAUUAAGAUUAACGACAUAAGAGUGGAGGUUGAUAACCAGAACUUGGUUGUGAUGGGUCAACACUCAACACAACAAUGGCAAUUUGCAUGUGGUUCUGAUGAUUUGGUCAUGGCAAAUCAUAUUAGGGGGAUUUCACAAGGGCCAUACCGGGUAGUUUGGCCGCUUCCAAACAAUGUGAACAAGGAUGGUGUCUCAGCUGUGUUUCUGGAUGGAAUCCUACAAAUUACUCUUCCUAAACUUUGAGGAGAUAGAGCAUAUAUGUGUAUACCAGGAGUUUUUAGGAAGCGUAGUACAGUCUUAUCAGUAAAUCUAUGUAGUUUCUUGAUACUUGUACGUAACAUCUGAGAAGUCAGUUUUUCAUGCAGACACUAUAUGAGACUAAUUAGAUGUAUUAUUGUUGUAAUUCAUUUAAAAGUUUUCCUUUUAAUCUUGGUAA
Telopea speciosissima is the source of this 1186-nucleotide messenger RNA. RefSeq lists its product as uncharacterized. Bases 211 to 993 code for a protein of 260 amino acids. NCBI's taxonomy places the organism in Eukaryota, Viridiplantae, Streptophyta, Magnoliopsida, Proteales, Proteaceae. The transcript has 6 exons. Gene Ontology annotation, biological process: protein complex oligomerization; response to salt stress; protein folding. The record is from RefSeq and is a predicted model, not a curated record.